Mercenaria mercenaria is the source of this 4375-nucleotide messenger RNA. RefSeq lists its product as uncharacterized. NCBI's taxonomy places the organism in Eukaryota, Metazoa, Mollusca, Bivalvia, Venerida, Veneridae. The transcript is spliced from 11 exons. The coding region runs from base 285 to 2003 and encodes 572 amino acids. The record is from RefSeq and is a predicted model, not a curated record.
UAGUUGUGCAUUUAGUAUCAGUAACAUUUUCCACUGUUGAUAUAUAUUUAGUAAAAUAUACAUUUAACCUACUGAAUAUUAAAGAGGAAUAAACAUUUUUAAAGCGAAUAGAACUCCUGAACUGUUGGUAAAUCUAACAUAUCAUUUACUUAAAAAGUAAAUGGACAUUCGUUCUUACAGUAAUGAUUGUCUAAAAUGUUGUAUUUUCUGUUUCAUUGCACAGCGUAAUUCUGCCGCUUAUUGUACACAAAGUGAUUAUUUCAAGAAAGGAUUUAAAGGACACUAUGUUUUCGAUUGUGUUAUUACUGGGUUUUAUGUCCAUAGAGUCUUGUCAAGCCACAUUUUACGUGUCGACAAGGAAAUCACUUUGGAACGGCUCUGACAAAGAAUGUAUGCCGGCUACACCAAAGGUUGGCGCUGCCAUUCACUAUUCUCCAAAUGCUUACACUGUUGACAAUCUUGAUAUAGAUUUACCAGAUAAUGAGGAAAUAUGGGUAGGAUAUUACCAGGUAGAAAAAGUAUUUGAAUAUAUCGGAUGUGUGCAAUACAGUCAAAUGUUUCCUAGUACUCAGCCCAGGGCUGUCACAAUAAAUGGAGAUCCAGGGCAUUGCUUCCCCGGUUGCGGAGACAAUAUCAUAGUAGGAGUCACCAAAACUAAGUGUUACUGUCUUGGAGAUGAAUUCAAAUUUCAAAGAAGGAGGACGGAGAAAGAAUGCAUUCAUAAAUGUAAUCAUCCUGUUGUUGCAUGCGGCAAAGAUAACGAUUCAAUGAGAUAUACGUACCUAUCAAUAUACAAAAUCAAUGAUAACGUUAGCUCUAUCUCAGAAACGCCAAAUACUAGUAAUAAAACACGAGAAAUGAACUGCUUGAACGUAAUGCCGUCUCCCCCGAAUACGUUUUAUUGGGAUAGGUGUACAUUGUCCCACCAUUUCAUGUGUUAUCCUGAUAUGUCUGUAGAGGGACAAAGAUGCAAGAGACGAAACAAACUUUGCUCGUGGAUAGAAGCUGCAAAUGCUUGUUUUGAAAUGCGUCGUUUCCCAACAUUAUAUAACAAUUCAAAAAAUAUUGCCAAUAGAAGAAGUGGUUCCCAGCUGUGGACAGGCAUUUUCAAAACAAACGUUACGUACAAACGCAACGAAGAUAUUAUGGCUGCACACGCCAAAAUACAGUAUGGCUAUCUGAAAAAUAUCUCAGACAACGAGGUUCAUCUUAAGUUUACAGAGGCAGACUCCAAGAAAAGAAAUCUUUGUUUGAAAGCUGAGGACAUGACAAAGGAUGCUUCCUCCUCCCCUACCACAUCGCGGUCAAACACAAAUGACACGGAUGAGAACAUGACAACGGAUGCCUCUUCCUCUCCUACCACAUCGCGGUCUAACACAAGUGAUACAGAUGAAGAUGGAUCUGGUAUUUACAUUGGUGUUGGUGUAACCUUGGCCAUAAUACUACUUGCUGCUGUCAUAAUUGUGCUGAAACUCUUCUUCAAUCGGAGGCGAGAAAAUCAAAGCCGCACAUGUAAACGUCACGUCAACAAUGCAGGUCGCCAUGAAUACAAUUACCCUGAAUUCGCAAUACCUAGCACAACUCAAGUGGAAAACAAAGCUCCCGGAGAUGAAAACGUAUCGUACAGUACAAUAAAAGAAAGCAAUGUCUAUGACACAACCGAAACCAGUCACGACUAUGAAAAGGUCAAGACGGAAAAUGUAUAUAAUUAUCCAGAUACCGGCAGGAAUACAACAUACGAUCUAGCUUUGGGCGGGAAUGGGGGUAAGGCUGCAAUUUCCAAAGGCAAGGUACUUGAAGAUACGUAUGAUACAAGCAAAGAAGUCACUAGAUGCAUUGUUACUGAUGGUCACACUGAUAACGUUUAUAAUAAAGUUGGAGAUACGGAUAAUAAUGAGUACAGUCAUUUAGGAGAGGAAAAAAGGCAGCCUACAACAGAUAAUCUUUAUGGUUACCAAAGGCGGAUCAGUGAAAACGGUUCUGUGAAUGGUGGAGGUAUAUAGAUCAAAAUAAGAACAGAUCUAAUAAUAUGUAACAAGUUCUAGGUGUCGAAUGUUUAUGUUAAAUGUAAAGCCAAUGAACUGUGACUAAAGCACACUAUUUUUGGACUUUAUUUUUGUAACAAUUAAUUGAUAUUUUGUUCAUUGCAUUUUAGGUAUUCUUUCACGUUAAUUUUUUUAAGGUUUUGGAGUAUUUCUUCAAAAUACAGGAAUAUUUGAUUAACGCACAAAAUCUUUACCAACAAUCUACCUGACCACUACAUGUUCUGUGGUUCUGUCCGGUAGAAUGGAUACUUGAAAUAUUCUCAAAAAAUUGUCCCUCUUUAAAAACGAAUGUCAUUUGUAAAGAAAUAAAGACUGCUGAAACUAGGGUCCACCUGGUUAGGUGAACUUUUAGCACUGGAACGUUAUUACAAAUGCAAAGAUAUGUAACAGUUCUCUAAAAAUGGUGAGUUUUUAAAGGCGUUCAACUGCCAAAAACAGGGUUGCCCCUUUAUGCAGUUUUUUUCCGAAAUUCAAUGUACAUAUCAGUAAACUGACAAUUGUUUUGUAGAGAUAUAUACAUUUUAUAUGUUGUUCAAAAUCCAAUAAUUAUACAGUGAACACGGUGACGAAAUACAACAGUUAACAAUAAGUAACCAAAGAUUUAAAAUGCGGCCCAUAACGUUUUAUCUCUUUAUAUAGCUAUUUGUUUCAUUCUAUACAUAGAGUGUGACGUCACACAUUCCGUCUAACCUCUAUACUAGGAACUGAUAACCAGCCGAUUUUGGAUAAUUGUACAUACACUAAAACAUAGUCCCGCGGAGGACGGUAAAUUUUCAGAAUCUACUUAUUUUUUGCAUGUUAUUACAAGAAAUGUGCGUAAUUGUGAUUACUUAAACUUUUUAAACCGUUAUCGUUCUCUGACUCGUGUCAUAGAAUUAUUUUUUGACAAAAAAGAAAAUCUACUUUCACUUUCCUAUACUGUAGUAUUGCAACGCAAUUAUGGUAUAUUAAAUAUGGAUCGGGAGACUUAGAUAUCAUAAGAUCAAUGUCCUAAACGUCUAAAUGAUGCACAAAUAGAGUGCUUAAGUCAUGUCAUCAAGAAAGAAUACUGUGUGGCCUGAUAUACCAACUGGCACCCCAUGUCAAUGUACAUGUGUAUACAUGUAUAUCAUAUUCUGUUCAAAGUGUUAAUAACCAAACACUUACUCUAAAUUUACAUAUUGCAAUUCUGAUAGUCUAGUCCUUCCCUUGGUGCACCACUGACAGUUAGACCAAAGAGAGAAUAAUUUCUCUGCUACUACUAACUGGAAAUGCUAAAAGUACUUGUUGUUUGUAUGAAUCAUGGACAAUGUAAUACUGACAGGAUUUCAGUUUUCAACACCACUAUCAUGAGUGAAAAACAACCACCUUUGUAAAUUCCAGUUUUAUUUGUACAUAUACUAAAAUCCAUACACACUAUUUUGCAGUCUAUUUUUUUUAAUUAACAGGCCUACUAAACAUGGGGAACAUAUCAAACAAAUACACUUCAGGUAAACAUAAGCACAGACAACUUCAAUACAAUAUAAUUAUUGAUUGAAGUAUUUGCUGGUCAAUAGUAAAAAAAAAGGUUAAGUGACAGGCCUUGACACUAACUUUUUUCUGUGGUGUCCCAGAGGGCCCCCUACCUGUAGAUUCUGGUGUCCCUCACCAAUACAAGAGAUCCCUCAGGUUUGAAAGGAUGAAAAUGUACUCAGCCAAAACUACUAAAUCUUAAAUCAUAUUCAUUUCUUUUCUUCUUUCGAAUUAAAUUCUGCAACAGUCUACAUGUAUAUGCUUUAUUGUGUAUCAAAUGAUGUAGGAUUAAGCAGCUAGUGUGAGAUAAAAACAACAUUGGUUUGAUAUUUUUUAGUUGAAUAUUCUGUUAGAAUUAAGAAAUCUUUUAAUGUAAUUCGGUACUUAAUGGGGCUGUUACAUUGUCGUUGUUGAAAAUAGGUAUCCUGGAGGAAACCUAGCUUUGAAUAAUGGGUGUCAAUUUGCUACAAUUUGGAAUCCUCGGGAUCCCAGGACACUGUUAGUGUCGAGCCCUGCUGCUAAGUCAUGAAUACUGACUGGCAAUCCAUUCAAUAAGUGGUAUAUAACAUGACUUUAGACAUUAAUAUUAACUAUUAUUCUCAAAUAUUAGACAUGUCAUAAAACACAAACUAUGGACAAGAUAUUUAUGUAGCUUGUAAGAAGUCAUGCAAUAUUACUAAUGAUUAUUAAUAUUAUUUCUGGUACACACAUUAAAGCAUUUUAUCAGAUCAGUAAAAGGUAAAAGGGUAAUACACUCGUAACUUAAAUGAAAGUAAUAACUAGAAUGUUAACAACGUGUGUAUAUAUACAGUCAUUAAAAGAUGUUUAAAAUGUUUCUA